This is a messenger RNA of Pneumocystis murina B123, 1682 nucleotides long. Its product is annotated as T-complex protein 1, eta subunit. Lineage: Eukaryota; Fungi; Ascomycota; Pneumocystomycetes; Pneumocystales; Pneumocystaceae. Gene Ontology annotation, molecular function: ATP hydrolysis activity; ATP binding; ATP-dependent protein folding chaperone. Gene Ontology annotation, cellular component: chaperonin-containing T-complex. The transcript is spliced from 9 exons. Gene Ontology annotation, biological process: protein folding. Bases 15 to 1682 code for a protein of 555 amino acids. The record is from RefSeq and is a predicted model, not a curated record.
GAAAAAAAAAAGUGAUGUCUUUUGCAGGAGAAAAUGUUCCUAUUAUAGUUCUUAAGGAGGGGACGAAUGAUUCGCAAGGACGAGGUCAAUUAUUGUCUAAUAUUGCGGCAGUUCUUGCUAUUCAAAGUACAAUUUGUACAACAUUGGGUCCUCUUGGUGCAGAUAAAUUGAUUGUAGAUGAUAAAGGUCAAAUUGUGAUUUCUAAUGAUGGCGCAACUAUUAUGAAAUUAUUAAAUAUCGUGCAUCCGGCGACUAGGGUUCUUGUUGAUAUUGCACGAAGUCAGGAUGCGGAAGUUGGCGAUGGAACGACAUCUGUUGUGGUACUUGCAGGAGAACUUUUAAAGGAAGCAAGGGCAUUUAUAGAGGAAGGUACAAGUCCGUAUAUUAUUUCUUUGGGUUAUAAAAAGGCAUCUCGUCUUGCUGUAGAUAAAAUAAAAGAAAUUUCUGUUAAUAUACAGACCUCUGAUAAAGAAAAAUUUUAUGGAUAUCUUAUAAAAUGUGCAGCUACGUCAAUGUCAUCUAAACUUAUUCAUUCUUAUGAGAGUAUUUUUGCAAAAAUGGUUGUAGAUGCUGUUUUAACUCUUGAUGAUGAACUUAAUGAGAAGUUAAUCGGCAUUAAAAAGGUUAUUGGUGGUUCUGUUGAAGAUUCUUUAUUAAUUCAUGGUGUUGCUUUUAAAAAAACAUUUUCUUAUGCAGGAUUUGAACAACAACAAAAAUCAUAUAAAAAUCCAAAAAUAGUUUGUUUAAAUGUAGAGCUUGAACUUAAAGCUGAAAAAGAUAAUGCUGAAGUUAGAGUGGAAGAAGUUUCGGAGUAUCAGGCUAUCGUAGAUGCGGAAUGGACAAUUAUAUUUGAAAAAUUAGAAGCAUUGGUUAAUACAGGUGCUAAAAUUGUAUUGUCAAAAUUGCCUAUAGGGGAUUUGGCAACUCAAUAUUUUGCUGAUCGUGAUGUUUUUUGUGCUGGAAGAGUCUCUUCUGAGGAUUUAAAUAGAGUUGUUUUGGCAGUUGGAGGAACUAUACAAUCCACAUGUUUUAAUAUUGAGCCACAUCAUCUUGGAACUUGCUCAAGUUUUGAAGAAAGACAGAUUGGUGGUGAACGAUUUAAUAUAUUUGAAGGAUGUCCUAAAGCCAAAACAUGUACUAUAAUUCUUCGUGGAGGCGCUGAACAAUUUAUUGCGGAAGUAGAAAGAUCUCUUCAUGAUGCUAUUAUGAUUGUUAAGAGAACAAUUAAAAAUAAUAGUAUUGUAGCAGGUGGUGGUGCAUGUGAGAUGGAAAUUUCUAAAUAUUUGAGAGAGUAUUCACGAACAAUUUCUGGUAAACAACAAUUUCUUGUCUUGUCUUUUGCAAAAGCAUUAGAAGUGAUUCCACGGCAAUUAUGUGACAAUGCUGGCCUUGAUUCUACUGAUAUUUUAAGUAAUUUACGUAUGCGUCAUGCUAGAGGAGAAAAAUGGGCAGGAGUUUCAAUUAAAUCUGAAGGUGUUGCUGAUAAUUUCGAGGAAUUUAUAUGGGAACCAAGUCUAGUUAAAAUUAAUGCUAUUUCAUCUGCUACUGAAGCUGCAUCUAUGAUUUUAUCUGUAGAUGAGACAAUUAGAAAUGAGCAAAGUCAACAGCCUGACCUACCUUCUAAACCUUCAAAAGGUCUUCCUCAACGUUCUUUUAAAAAUCAGCCGCUUUUUAAUAGAUAA